GAGAGUGAAAUAAUGAAUUAUACACUUGUUUCGAUGCGAAAAAAUAUUUACACAACCAUUGCAUAUUUGCAUGCAUAGAUAUUUCUCAAGCCAGUGUAAUAUUCGUUACUAAAAUUGUAUUUGUUGUAUACGAACUGAACGACCUUGGAACUAAUUUUUGGAUGCUCUUAAUGUUGAUGUUCAUCAAUUCGACUUCAUGGAGGAAGGCAGCUUUUAUAACAACUUGAAUUUUAUUACAUUAUAUUUAUUUUCCAUUAAGUUGGAAGAACUAAACGAAACGAAACAAGCUGAUAAAAAUUGGCACUGGACUUCCAUUCACAAAGUCAUGAAACAUGUGAGAAUUCUAUGGGAAAAUUCUUUAUGUCUGCACAAAGCUAAGUGGAGAAACACUGUGUGGACAGAUUCCCAUUUGUUUCUCAACAAUCAUGUAAAUGCAUUUCUAAUGUAGAAUGUCUGCUGGUGGAUAUCAGACUGUUUCACUCUCAACUUCCACCAUCCCUGUAACAUCAUCAAACCAUCUGGAGAGCACUAGUUCUGAUCCAGAUAAUCUUCCUGCUCAAGAAACACCAGCAGCUCAGUUAGAAUCCCAAAUGCUUCUCAAGAGAGAAAAUUCACCAGAAGCAGCCGUAGGCAGCCCUGGCUUUGUUGUAGAUCACUCCCAUAGCCAGUCACAAACUACAGCGCCACAUAGUAUUGAUGCAGACUACAACUCAAAUUCUUUUAAUUUUUCAUAUGAUGGGAGCUUCUCAUUGUCACCACAGCAAAGCGUGGAUAUGAAGGAUCUCGAAAAGACUGAUGCUGCAAGUGUUAUACUGUCUAGCCAACCACUGAGUAAUUCCUCUUUAUCAGCAGGGUCGAAUGCCAGUCCAAAGUCUUUCAUGGCCCUCAGCAUAAAUGAAACAAAAAGUGAUAAAAUGAUCUCUGGGUUUGAUGGUAGAGUAGAUGGACUCUCACCAUUAUCAGUGAUAGCUGUUUCUGCUUACCAAGAUGUUGGUCAUCCUAGUCCUAAUGUACCAAGCAGCAUUCUUCCAAGAACUCAUGUGCUAAGGUACCAUCCCGGUAGUGACACAAUGCUGAGUGCUUUAAACUAUAAUGAGAGUGACAUGCUUCAAGAAGGAGGAUUUGAUGUACCCUCCUCGCAUGCCUUUAGCACCCUAGAUGGGUUGUUGGGUUCUGCUAGUGCACCUGGCAUGCGAUUACCAGAUUUACUUGAUGGAGACAUGAACCAGGAGGCUUAUAUUGAAGCUGGGCAAGAACUACAAUUGUCACCUCAAGCUUUUCCUAACAGUGGUGAUACAUUCCCUGUAAGGGAAAGUUCUCCAUUGACUGGGUUGAAUGAUUCACAUGUUAAAGCUGACAUCAAAAGCAAAGCCAGUGAGAAUACAAAUACUCUAGUGGUUGAUAAAUUAAAAGUAAAAGGUGCUCGACCUGUCAAGGCUACAUCACCGAAUCGCCCUGGCACCCAGCCAUGUCCUACUUGUGGUAAAGUGUUCAGUAAUUCUAGUGCUCUCACAAAACAUAAAUUGACUCAUAGUGAUGAGAGGAAGUAUGUGUGCCAAUUAUGUGCCAAAGCUUUCAAAAGGCAAGAUCAUCUGAAUGGUCACAUGCUUACACAUAGAAAUAAGAAACCAUUUGAAUGUGAUGCCGAAGGUUGUGGGAAAAGUUACUGUGAUGCAAGAUCUUUGAGGAGGCAUAAAGAAAACCAUCAUUCCAAUACAUCAUCAAAUAACUUAUCUGCAUCUUUGAGUAGCCAAGUGUCUGUGAUACCAGGUUUAGCACACUUAGGCUUCAACUCUCUUCAAACGUCUUUUCCUGCAAGUGUUAUCACCAGCAGUUCUGGACCUGCUUUUACAGAAUCCUCUUUGGCUAACAGAAUACAGUACGCACCUCCUCCAACUACAACAUCUCUCUCAGGUCGUGCCUCAUCUGCCAAUACUGAGAAUUUAUCUCGGACAGUUAGCAGUUCUGUUGUUAGUUCUGUGAUACCAACAGCUGCAUCACACCUUCAAUUUCUUACAUUCCAACAACAGCCUUCUAGUAAAGGACAACAGCAAGUAGCAUCAUCAUCACCAAAGAAUAUUACUCGAUCUGAUAGUAAUACUGUUCUCACUUCAUGGCAACCCCAGACAAUCAAUACUGGUGCUCUGCUCCUCGCACAAAACUUUGGAGCUUCACAAUCCAUUGGUCAGACACAAUCUACACAGCUGCUAGCUAGGAGCUUUGAAACAUCUAAUACAGAACAAGGGAAUUCAUCAGGUUCGGAGCUUUCUCAAUCACAGUUAGGAAACACAAAGCAGGAGAAAUCGGAUAUAUUAUCUCAGGACACUAGAGAUCAAAAUCGUUUAGAACAACCUGUUUUAUCAGAAACCUGCUUUGAAGUUGUAAAUUCAUCAUCAGGAGCAAAACAAAUUGUUGCCCUUACUCCUCAAGGAUCAGUGAAUUUGCAGUUUGACUCGGGCUCCGGUACAGUGGUUCGACUUCAAGAGCAUGCUGCUGAUUCCCUCUAUUCUCGUUCGUCGAUGCAAAUUGUAAAAAUUGAGACGUCUGAUCAAAGUAGUACUGCCUCUUCAGUUCCAACCACUCCAACUUCCAAGGAAUCAAACAACUGUACUCAGCUUGGAAGUCCUUUGUUACAACAGUUGCUUAACCAGCAGCAAAAUGCAGAAGUUAGUACUGCAGGCAUUGUAAAUUCUCGUUCUGAACAAUCAUAUCUGCCCUCAAUGCAAGAACAGCAGAAACAGUCAUCUGCACAACAGUCAUCAGUUUUAAUAUCACCAUGGUCCCAGGUGCCAUAUGCAGUGCCUAAUUCGGCAUCAACAUCUCGCUACAACAGCCAAGAUCCAAAGCCAGUUGAGUGCAGUUUGUGCCAAAGAAAAUUUAAAAACAUUCCUGCUUUAAAUGGUCAUAUGAGACUUCAUGGUGGUUACUUUAAGAAGGAAAAUGAAGCAAAAAAGGGAGAAAAGAAGGGAAAUGGUUCUUCCCAUCAUCCUCCAUUACAAACUGCAAGUACAAAUGUUAGGGCACUAAUUGAAGAGAAGAUUAACCAAAAACGGAAUUUCUUGCCACAAACUACUGUUCAGAACACUGCUCUUGAUAGUAGUCAAACUCAAGGUCAAGCAUUUAGUUUUCAAUCAAGUCAGUUGCAACAAAAUCAGCAGCAAAACUCUAAUUAUAUCUCACAAGCUUCACCAAUUCUUAGUCCAGUUUCUCAGGAAAGUUCAGUUUUUAAUAAUUUUCCAACCACUAGUCAACCCUCUGAUCUCGAUACUCUUACAAGUAACAAUUAUGAUGAGCAGACAUGUGAUAUACUAAAAAAAUUAGAUCUUAAGGAACAAUUUCGUGUACCUCAUCCACCUGUUGAGAAGCAUCGACGACAUUCUGAUUCUGAUCAUUUUAUUCUUCCUAAGCGUCCUUGCACAACUUUCACAAACAGUGCCCUGGCAGAUUUAUUGCGGAACAGAGUUGUUGCCAAACGCACAUGUCGAACGGGUUCUGACCCUGGGGAGCCUUUAAAUAUUGAUACCCCUACACUUUCUGACAUCUCUGAUUCUCUAACAUCUGUCUCUGUGAAUGAUCUUCCAAAAUUUUCAUCUUUGGUCCCGUCAUCACUCAGCAGUGCUAUGGAGGAUGCUGCAACAGAACUGCACCAGCAUAAUCUUACUGCCCUAACCCCUGAAGAUUCUGCUUUACCUGUUUUGUCUGCAGAAGAUAUACCAGAAGCGCAGCCAAUGAUUAUGGGAAUGCGAGAUAUUCCAGAACUAGACACUCAGUGCUUGGAGAGGAAUGUCUUUUUUGAUGGAUCCAACAAUGAUCUGAGUGUUGGUCAAACCUUUCCUGAGAUUACUGUUAGCGAGCUAGAGAUGAUGCAGUUUGCUUCAGUUGUAACAUCCUCUGCAACAAUCAGCAAUGAUAUAAAGCCUGUGAAUGGUGGGAAAGUGCGUGCUGGUGAGGACAGUAAUGAUGAUGAUGUCUUUUUAAGCCCGACGAGUCUUCCAACCAGUCCCAUGAAAUUGAAAAAGAAGCGGAGACCAGAGCCACUAUAUAUUCCACCCUACGUCAACACCUGUGGUUUUACUAGCAGACUCAGAUCUCCUCGCUUAUGGGAUCCUUCAAAUCCUGACCAUAAAAAAUUAAGUCCUCCACCUUAUACACCCCCACCAAUGUUAAGCCCAGUUCGCAGUGGGUCUGGCCUGUUUUGGCACAUAAUCAGUGGGUCUGGAAGUUUGACUCCAAAAUCAGCACCUAUAACACCAAGUUUUGGAUUGGUUCGUAAAGCUAGUACAGGUGAAAGUACUCCAGAGGUAGAAGAAGAAUUAGUGGAAGCACCUGAAUCUGAUAUUCUCCCACAUGUAAACAUUGGUUCCAACUACCAAGCCAAAAUACCUCCUUUCAAUCGUAAGUUUCUGAGAUGUUUCAAAUUGUCAUUUAAUUAUAUUAAAAAUUUCAUACUACUUUGUAUUAGCCUGAAUUAAACAUAUUAGAAAUAUAUAGUAUUUACC
Molecule: messenger RNA, 4499 nt
Organism: Stegodyphus dumicola
Lineage: Eukaryota; Metazoa; Arthropoda; Arachnida; Araneae; Eresidae
Biological process (GO): negative regulation of DNA-templated transcription; regulation of transcription by RNA polymerase II
Cellular component (GO): transcription regulator complex; histone deacetylase complex
Molecular function (GO): transcription corepressor activity
Source: RefSeq, a predicted model, not a curated record